Molecule: messenger RNA, 1583 nt
Organism: Benincasa hispida (wax gourd)
Lineage: Eukaryota; Viridiplantae; Streptophyta; Magnoliopsida; Cucurbitales; Cucurbitaceae
Gene: ATHB13
Product: Homeobox-leucine zipper protein family
Biological process (GO): positive regulation of DNA-templated transcription
Cellular component (GO): nucleus
Molecular function (GO): sequence-specific DNA binding; DNA-binding transcription factor activity, RNA polymerase II-specific
Source: RefSeq, a predicted model, not a curated record
AAAAAAAAAAAGAAAAAGAAAAAGAAGGAAAGAAUCCUGCAGCUCAAAUACGAAGCUAAGAAGAAGUGAGAUCACACGUUCCCCCUCUUUGUUUCUCUCUCUCUUUCUACGUAUCUAUAGAGAGAAGAAAUUAAUGGAGGUGUUUGUAGAAGCUGAUAUGGUAUACAACCCAAUAUUUCUCAUAUAAAUGUCUCCCAUCUCUCUUCUCUCCAUUAAUUGAACCAACCCAACUUGGCCUUUUCCAAAAAAAAAAAAAAAAAAAAAAAUUGUGCUUCUACAAGUGAACCCACGAAAAGAAAAAAAAAAGAAAAAAAAGGGAAAACCCAAUCCAUAUAUUCAAUCCCACUUCCAUUAACAAGACAAGAUUCCAGCCGCACACGGCGGCGAUUGAAGCUCCGGCCACCAUGACAAGCAAUGGGAUGGCUUUUUUCCCAGCAAAUUUCAUGCUACAAACUUCCCAUGAAGAUCAUGAUCAUCAUCACCACUCUAAUUCUCCUCCAUCUCUCAACCCAAUUCUACCUUCUUGCACACCCCAAGAUUUUCAUGGAGUUGCAUCUUUUCUAGGAAAACGAUCUAUGUCAUUUUCAGGGGCGGAAAUGGUGGAAGAAGGUAAUAACGGUGAGGAUGAAUUUUCUGAUGAUGGGUCACAGGCAGGUGAGAAAAAGAGAAGACUUAACAUGGAGCAAGUGAAAACACUUGAGAAAAACUUCGAAUUGGGAAAUAAGCUUGAACCUGAGAGAAAAAUGCAGCUAGCUAGAGCCCUUGGUUUACAGCCAAGACAAAUUGCUAUUUGGUUUCAAAACAGAAGGGCUCGCUGGAAAACUAAGCAGCUUGAAAAAGACUAUGAUCUUCUCAAAAGACAAUUUGAAGCUAUCAAAUCAGAUAAUGAAGCCCUCAAAUCCCACAACCAAAAACUUCAAGCAGAGAUAAUGGCACUAAAAAGUAGAGAGCCAACAGAAUCAAUCAAUCUGAACAAAGAAACAGAGGGAUCUUGCAGUAACAGAAGUGAAAACAGCUCUGAUAAUAUAAAAUUAGACAUAUCAAGAACACCAGCCAUUGAUAGCCCUCAUCAGCAUCAGCAUCAACAUCCAACAAAUAGGCCUCUUUUUCCCACUUCUUCAUUAAGGCCACCAGCUUUGGCUCAACUCUUUCAAACUUCCUCAAGAUCAUCAGAUCAUCCACCUAAGCAAAUUGAUAACAAUCAUCAUCAAAUCCCCAAAGAAGAAAGCAGCAGUUUGUCCAAUAUGUUCUGUGGAAUGGAUGAUCAUUCUGGUUUCUGGCCUUGGUUGGAGCAACAACAUUUCAACUGAUAUCAUCUUCAUCAUCAUCAUCAUCAUCAUCAUCCAUAUCCAUCAAGUUCCCUACUUCUCUCUCUCUCUCUCUCUCUCUCUCUCUCCCCCCCCCCCCCCCCCCCCCCCCCCCCCCCAUAAUAUCAAAAAGAAAAAAAAUUAUAUAUUAAUAAUGUCAUAAUAUUAAUAUGUUUAAUUUAAUUGGAUUUUUCUCAGAGAAAUAUGAUCAAGACUUCUCCCUUCCACCCCCCUCCCCACAAUGAAUUUGCAAUUUGUCAUGAGUUUUCUUCUCCA